AUGGGAAUCGUGGCCGCAACCCGAGCAUUGCUCUGGUCCCUCAGCAGGCAAGCUUCUUCGCUGCUCUUCCUUCUGUGCGGACACCGCCCGCGCCACCGCCCGCGCUUUAUCCUCAUGUUACCGCGCUUCAUCCCAACGUCCAUCGUCCUCGUCCUCUACUUGGCCCCGCCCACGGCCCGAACAAAGGCCCCUUUGCUGCCUCUCAAUUUCCCCGACUCCUGCAUCCUACAGGAUACGUCUAGGGACAUGUCCGCCUCCGCUCCCCUAUCCCCUCCGUCAUCGUCAACAUUACCGUCAUCGUCACCCACGACAUGGGACUGGAACUAUCUCCCCGAAGCCGACCCACUCCCCACCCCAGGCGUCCGGGCCGAUCCCGUACAAGGCUCGCAGACCUGGGCGCCCGCGGUCACGCAGCUCAACCAGUCGACCUACAUACUCUACUACGCGGCACAGCUGGCAGGCAACUACUCCUACUACCACUGCAUCGGCGCGGCCAAGUCCUCGCGCGGGAUCCUCGGGCCCUACGACCCGCUCCCGCAGCCCGUCAUCUGCCCCCUGCACGCCGGCGGCGCGAUCGACCCGGCCGCGUUACGGGGCCCGGCUACGGGGCGGAGGUAUCUGUUGUACAAGGUGAACGGGAAUUCGAUGGGCAGGAGAGAGGAGUGUAACAACGGCGUGGCGCCCUUCAUGCGGACGCCGAUCGUGCUGCAGGAGGUGAACGCCACGGACGGAGUGACUGCCGUCGGGGACGGGUGGAGUGUCAGUUACGCGGUGGCGCGGAAUAUCACGGGGCCGUAUAAGCGGCCGGAGGGGACGAGGGGCUUUCUGAUUAGGACGGGGGAUGUGUUCAAUGUCACCGCGCCGGGCGGAGCGGCCAGCGCGCCCGGUGGUGGCUAG
Messenger RNA from Parathielavia appendiculata, 897 nucleotides. Its product is annotated as glycoside hydrolase family 43 protein. The transcript is spliced from 3 exons. Lineage: Eukaryota; Fungi; Ascomycota; Sordariomycetes; Sordariales; Chaetomiaceae. The record is from RefSeq and is a predicted model, not a curated record. Bases 1 to 897 code for a protein of 298 amino acids.